This is a messenger RNA of Magallana angulata, 2893 nucleotides long. Its product is annotated as carbohydrate sulfotransferase 1-like. Gene Ontology annotation, molecular function: N-acetylglucosamine 6-O-sulfotransferase activity. Bases 392 to 1585 code for a protein of 397 amino acids. The transcript is spliced from 4 exons. Gene Ontology annotation, biological process: sulfur compound metabolic process; N-acetylglucosamine metabolic process. Lineage: Eukaryota; Metazoa; Mollusca; Bivalvia; Ostreida; Ostreidae. The record is from RefSeq and is a predicted model, not a curated record.
GAGUCAAUGUGUUGAGCCUAAAGCAACGGAAAAUGUUAUUAUGUUUAUGUGCAUUCAUUAUAUAUUAACUUAUACUUCUUUAAAGCGAGUAAUCAAUGUGACGCGUAGCUCAUCCGAAGGAUGAACUCGCCUUUUCGCAAAUUCAAAAACCAAUCAAAUUCCCAACAAAGUUUUAGCGACAAGAAAAGGGCGUUUCUGAAACGGAAACCUAUUUAUUUCUUUGUGGAGAUGCAUAGCAGUUUCAUCACAGCAGUUCGCGAACGACAGUACUUGUGUUUUAAAAGCAGUGGAGAUGUGUACAAUAUACACUGUAUCUAUAAAGUAACAAAACGUUUUUGUGUGAUACUAUUUUUUCCGAGAUUUUGUGUGGGGUUUUUUUGUCGGAAACAAAAUGUUUGUACUUCAAAGGAUCUUCUCAACGAGAUAUGUGUUGGUUUUUCUCGGAUCUUUACUUCUAUUUUACGUUGCUAUAUUUUUUUCUAUUAGAUCUGGAAAGGGACAAAUCAAUAAGUUAUAUAACCUAAGUAUGCAUGGUCUAUUCUGCCUAUCGGAUCCCAAACAAAUUCACCUUACAGACCACUAUUACAGCAAAGAAAAUACCCGGAUGCGGCUGGUGCUAGCCUAUAUGAGAGGGGGGUCCACUCUCACAGCGGAAAUUGUGCGGCACACAGAGGCUGAUUUCUAUCAGUUUGAGCCCCUCCAUGGCAUUACGAACGCUGUGCAGAAAAACAGACCCGUGCAAUUUCUCAAUGGAACGACUAGAAAUAUCACAAAAGAGGAGCUGGAAUCGGUUUAUACGGAAAUGAUUUACCACUGGUUCACAUGCAACUUCAAAAAUAUUGAUCUUCCUGGACUCACCGAUUCUUUUAUUAAGUUCUACACACCUGAACAUGAGAAAUAUUACUCGUGUAUCAAUCCAGUCAAGACCACAAAAAGCAAAGUAGACCUCGUAAAGCAAUGCAUUCCAAUAUUACACCUCAAAUGUCUCGAAUCGAAAACUCGGACGUUGAAAACAAUUCGAUUGUCGGUGUCUAUGGCGGGGAAACUUUUAAAUUGGCUACCGAGGCUUCAAGUUCUUCAUUUGAUACGAGAUCCUCGUGGGAUAAUAAAUUCGCGGCUCGAGCAGCAACAAACAGAGGGUAAAAAUGUAUCAAUUGCUUCAAAAGAGUUAUGUCAAACCAUGUCUUCGAAUCUAAAUUCAUUUAAAGAACUAGAACCAUGUCACGGAAUUAGAAUGAUAGGGGUGGUGUAUGAAAAUUUGUGCCAGAAUCCUUUUAUUGUUGUGCCAAAGAUAUUUAAAUUUUUUCAUAGUAAUUAUUCAACGCGUGUUAAAGACUUUGUGAAAAAGUUGAUGCGAGGACCCGUUAAGGCCUGUGGCUAUUGUACAAACAGGGGAAACGCCAUCGCCAAUGCUUAUCGUUGGAUAUCAAUUAUCAACAAAAAUGAUUUGAAAAUCAUCGAUAAACAUUGCUCUUUUCUUUACUCGAAUCUGGGAUAUAAACAAUUGGACUACAACAAACUGAAUGUAACGAAAACAUCAUGGAAAUCCCUAACAAGUUCUUCCAUAGGAUACCGGUAUUCGUGAUACAGUGUUCAAUAUUUUAUUCCACAUAUUGUAAAGUCAUAGUGUAUGCCACGUGUAAUGGCUCACAUGUUGCCUAGUAACUGCUUGUGCCUUGGUUUGUCAGUGAACCAAUAAUUUUGAAACCGGAUAAGAAGAAAAGAACCGUAAUCAGUUGCAAAGACAUGCUAUUUCAACGAUUACCGCUUCGUAUCAUAUGUGUUUGAUUUCAAUGCUGUUAAGAGAUUAUGUACUUCAAACCAUGGCAAGAAGACGCCUCUUGUUGAUUUUCAGUCUGACCUAAUGAUUUACUUCGUUGUUGCACUGAAAUACAUGUAGCAGGAACUUACAUUUAUUCGUCAAAGUGUUAUUGUUAUGGUCAACAGAACCCAGAGCCGACCGAAGCUAGACCGAAGCGGUCCAUAGCUCUGUAGCCAUCCCAGUAAUUCUUAAAUUUAUACAAUAGACACCAAUGAAAAUACUUCCUUAUUUUCACUAUGUUGAUCACUCUUUUUGAAAUAGUUCAUGUUCAGAACCUUGUUAGAUUUUCAUCUCGCUGCCUUUUUCUAUUAGUACAAAAAAAAAAUGUUUAACUCGUCGGAUACGUUAUAAAACACUUAAGUAUGAUAUGGUAGCGUUCUAGUUAUCAGUGCUUUCAAAAUCUUGGCGGAGUAUUGCUAUAUUGACUGUACUUCUGUCGGUGCCCAUGUUUUUCCUCUAGCCUCAGGUUAAUCAUAUUUUCUUUGACGUCACAUUUGUAGAUUGUCAUUUUAUUUAUAUAUGAUCUCAUUUUUGUGCAUAAGAUAGAUUUAUUCUUAAAGAAAUUCAAUGCCUUUUUGAUAAUGUUGGUAGUCUUAAUUAACAUUGUUACUGUGUUUUAUAUGCAGAUGUUUUCUUGUCAACAUCAUGUGCUGGUACAGGGAAUAAAAUACUACAAAUUUUUAAAUUUUAAAUUCAAUGAUGCAAGUGACGAAAAAACCGCCUUUAACAUAUUUUUGACACCUUUCCAAUAAAAUGCUUCAUGGCCUACAGUGUUCAUUAUAAUUAAUUUUAUAAUAUUUAUUGUUUGGUUAUUUAAUGAUAUGAAUCUGUUUAUUUAUACACAGUUGGUUAAAACAAGUUUAAAUUGUAUGAAAUAUUUUUUGAGGAAUUAAAUAUACAAUUUAGUUGAUGUCUUAUAGAGAGAGAGAGAGAGAGAGAGAGAGAGAGAGAGAGAGAGAGAGAGAGAGAGAGUGUGUGUGUGUGUGUGUGUGUGUGUGUGUGUGUGUGUGUGUGUGUGUGUGUUGAUACACUGUAAUCUGCCGUUUUAUGCAAAGUUGAAUAAAGUUUACG